UAGACUCUUUGAGUUACCCAUCAAACAAAUAGGUCUUUUACGUUUCAACUUCCAACGACCAUUCUAUCCAUAUUCCAUAUAAAUCAAUUCACCUCGAAACAAUCGAAAUCCCCUGCAAAAUACUCCGUACAUAGCCAGGUAAAAAAGAAACAGAGGAGAGAGAGAGAGAGAGAGAGAGAGAGAGAGAGAGAGGGAGGGGUAACACACGAUGUGGCCGCCACUGAUGGGUAAAGGAGGAAUGGGCGGAGCUGCAGGCGGUGGAAGAGCCGGCGGCGGUGGCGGAGGGAUGUUGAGGUCAGUUCGAAGGUCAGUCAGGGGAAGUGUCAAAGACCCAUUUUCUCACUCCUCCUCCACCGCUUCUACCACCAGUACACACACUUACAAAAGGGGGAAAAACCCAUCAGACGUACUCUCUCUCUCCUCUUCAACCAGUUCCUCCCCAUCUGGCCAUCCAGUUUAUGCCCCAUCUGACAGUGAAGGGUUUGAGUGGGAAUGCGUGGAUGGAAGUGAAUACGAAAGGGGUUUUGAUUUUGGGUCGGUUCCAUCAAAGGAUGAAGUCCAGUUUACUGUCUCUUCUCUGCUGCAGGCCCUUAACCCAGCCUCCUCCUCUAAGUCCAUCGAGGAUAGACUUGCUUAUGAUUUGGACAAGGAUGUCCCUGAUGAAACCACAAGCCCGACUGUGAUGGGCAAGAGAGUUUCUUCAGUUGGAAGUCUCGGGACAGAGUUAGAUUGGAUUGAGCCCUCGCUACAACUAUGUAAUCCAACGAUGUUAUGGCCAUAUGGAUCCAACACAGUCUAUGAUGCUUUCCAUCUAUUACAGACUGAGCCUUGCGUUCAGAGGAUGGUCGCUUCAUUAUCAUCUGAUAAAGCUGUUUGGGAUGCUGUCUUGAACAAUGAGGUGGUACAGGAGCUCAGAAAGUCCCUUGGUCAAGCUGAAGAUAGUGGUAGUGAGAACCGAGACGACGGCUCUCAUGGCUCUGAUGCAGCAACAAACAUACUGACUUGGAUAUUCGAUAAUACUAAGGCGAAGGUGACGGAACUGAUUGAGAAAAUUACAAACCUAGUGAGUGUGUUGUUUCAACCACCGGAGGUCGAGCAGGCAACAGAAGACACAAAUGCAUUCAACAGAAUGGUGCGAGCUUCGAUCUUCCUCUCUAUUGUGGUCCUGUUCAUUGUGGUUAGUGAGCGAUCUUGCAAGUGAUGCUUGAUCUCAAUUUGACGACAUGACGAUGGUUAUUAUCCUUCAGUUUUAACUUCCAUUUACUGCGACAGACAUCAGUUGGAACUAGGGAUUUGGCAGGUUUUGUGUGUGACAGAUAUCAGUUGGAACUAGGGAUUUGGCAGGUUUUGUGUGUAACAUAUGCCUGACGUAUUUGUUAAUAAACAUCGAUGCAAACUAAGGAUUGGGCAGGUUGUGUUUUUAUGGUUUGUGGAAUGCAUAAAUGGAAGUCAGCUUGGGUUUGGUAAUUGCUUGGUGGACAAGUUUUUGA
Rhododendron vialii is the source of this 1490-nucleotide messenger RNA. RefSeq lists its product as uncharacterized. NCBI's taxonomy places the organism in Eukaryota, Viridiplantae, Streptophyta, Magnoliopsida, Ericales, Ericaceae. The record is from RefSeq and is a predicted model, not a curated record. Bases 209 to 1201 code for a protein of 330 amino acids. The transcript is spliced from 4 exons.